Dentiscutata erythropus is the source of this 653-nucleotide messenger RNA. Lineage: Eukaryota; Fungi; Glomeromycota; Glomeromycetes; Diversisporales; Gigasporaceae. The record is from the annotation of a GenBank genome assembly.
UUGUAGAAAUGAACGACUUAAAUCGUGUCCCAGACGAUUCUGAUGAUAUUGUUGUCGAUGACAUGAUAGAAAUUGAAGAUGAAGACGAAAACAUGCCAAGGAGAGAAAAAAAAGUUAUAAAAAGUGAAUUCAAACACGAGGAAUUGCGUGAAAUUGGCUCUAUGGCAAUAUGGACACUUUCAAGCUGGAAAGCUGGCAAUGGUGUUGAAAAUUUACGCGAUAGUAGCAUGGCGACAUAUUGGCAGUCUGAUGGUACGUUACCACACCUUGUCAACAUUCAAUUCCCCAAGAAAGUUUCCGUUGUGCAAAUAUCAAUUUGGCUUGAUUACAAAAAUGACGAAAGUUAUACUCCAAAUAAAAUAACAAUAAGAGCUGGGACUAAUUUUGGUGACCUUCAAGAUUUGCGAACUGUUGAUAUUGAAGACCCUUAUGGAUGGGUUGAUAUUCAAUUAAGUGGAGACCACACGCUAACGACAAGCCGUCCAGUAGGUGCCCACAUUUUUCAAAUUUCCAUCAAAUCUAAUCAACAAAACGGUAAAGAUACACACGUCCGACAAAUCAAAAUAUUUGCUCCAAAACUGGAUGAUUCUGAUGAUGAUGAUAUACCUUUUUUUUCUUCAUUGGAAUUUCUAAUGCACACGACUGUGAGAUGA